Messenger RNA from Hyaena hyaena (striped hyena), 1917 nucleotides. It is a transcript of the gene CD5L, whose product is annotated as CD5 molecule like. Lineage: Eukaryota; Metazoa; Chordata; Mammalia; Carnivora; Hyaenidae. The transcript is spliced from 6 exons. Gene Ontology annotation, cellular component: membrane. The record is from RefSeq and is a predicted model, not a curated record. The coding region runs from base 99 to 1112 and encodes 337 amino acids.
UGCAGCAGACAGGACCUCUGUCCUGUGGUGCUCUGUAGCCUGUUCUGGGGCCUCUCCCAGCCUCAGAUUCCAGCGCAGCCCCUCCUUCGGCCUGGCUCAUGGCUCUGCUCUUCUCCCUGAUCCUCGCCAUUUGCACUGGACCCGGCAGUUUAGGGUCUUUGUCCAGAGUGCGGCUAGUGGGGGGUGACCACCGCUGCAAAGGACGCGUGGAGGUGCUGCAGGGCAGCGAGUGGGGCACCGUGUGUGAUGACGGCUGGGACAUGAACGAUGUGGCCGUGGUGUGCCGGGAGCUGGGCUGUGGAGCAGCCAAGAAGACAACCAGUGGCACUCUAUUUGGGCCAGUGGCACCAAAGGACCAAAAAGUCCUCAUCCAAAUGGUCGGAUGCAGUGGGAUGGAAGAGAGCCUGUCUCAGUGUGAAGGGGAAGAUGUUUUCAACUGCUUACAUAAUGAGGAUGCAGGAGCUGAGUGUGAGCUCCCGGAGAGCGUGCGGCUGGCCGGUGGCCCCACGCGCUGCCAGGGCCGCGUGGAGGUGAAGUUCCAAGGAGACUGGAGCUCUGUGUGCAAAGCAGGCUGGCGCUUCGCAGCUGCCAAGGUCGUGUGCCGGCACCUGGGGUGUGGACGAGCCAUCCUGACCCAGAAAAGCUGCAACAAAGCGACCCAGGGCCAAGGGGCCAUCUGGCUGAGAAAGCCGUUAUGCUCAGGACAAGAAGUGAGCCUUGAGGACUGCCCUUCUGAGGUUUGGGAACACAACUGUACCCACAAUGAGGACGUGUGGGUCGAAUGUGAAGAUCCCUUUAAAUUGCGGCUGGCAGACGGGAACAACGGCUGUGAGGGAAGGCUGGAGGUGCUGCACAAGGGAGAGUGGGGCACUGUCUGUGACGACAACUGGAGACAAGAAGCGGACCAGGUGGUGUGCAGGCAGCUGGGCUGCGGGGCGCCCCGCUCUCUGCCUGUCCCGAAAAGGUUUGGCCGUGGUGUUGGCCGCAUCUGGCUUGAUGAGGUCAGCUGCUCAGGGAAGGAGCAGUCCCUGGAGCAGUGCUCACACAGGCUGUGGGGCUACCACAACUGUGACCACAGAGAAGAUGUGGCUGUGGUCUGUGAAGAAAAGUAGCCUGGCCUACUUGAUGCAUGACCCACAGUUCCCCAGCAUCCUCACUUCUCCUGGGCCCUGAUUGGCCUGGCCUGAGCCCUGCGGCUGCGAUGGUACCCACCUCCCCACUCUGCCCCUGGAAAGAGUGUGAACUCUAUGCCUAUGCCUUGCUCCAGAGCCAAGUGCUCCCGUGGUUGCCUGGAGAUAGGAGGUAUUGCAUGUCCUUAACAAGGGAAGACAGGGCUGCAUCCUCCUCUGCCCCGGGUUGGCCUGGCUGGCCUCUGCUCCCCCAGCCUGGCGCUCUGACCAGCACAGGCCAUUGCCAGCCCAUCUCUAGGCCUGUACAGAACUCGGGAGACCACAACCAGUCACUGCAGCUCGCUGCCCUCCUGCCCCUUGGUGGAGGCAUAUCCUUUCAGCAGCAGAGCGGCAUCUUGUAAUUCUAGAUGCUUUCGCGGUACCUAGAAACCGUGCCGCACCCCCUGAACGCUUGUAAGAAAACGGCCCUGUUGACCCUCGCAAACAGUCGCCACCACAGUUGAGGUGCAUCGAGCAGCCGUGCACGUGCGUCCCAACGGACCCGAGGAAAGGAUGGUGGGGCGGCCGCGGCCAGAAGGAGGGAAGGGCCCCGAGCCGCGUCUCACGCCGGUCGGAUGACACCACUCAUUUUCUGCACUCACACGCUGGUGCCUGGAUAUGCGAGGCGGGGUGCGAGGCUGCUAAGGAGAGAACCUAGACCUGGCUCUAAAACUCGAGGCUGAGACUGAGCACCUGCAACGUGCCUGCGUUUAGCUGCCUAAUAAAGUCGAUCUCACGGUCUCAGCCA